AUGAUGUAUUACAUUGCAUUUUUGGUGUUACUCACGUGGAGUGGAAAAACCUCGGGAGAAUUGCCACCUGGAGUGACUCCCUGUCCUCGUGCCAGUCCUCCAGCCGAAUAUGACAAGUGUGUCCUGCAGCAAUUGGAAGUAGUUACGCCGCAACUAGUCAAGGGAAUACCAUCUCUGAAGAUACCACCGAUGGAUCCACUCGUUCUACCUUCCCUCGUGAUAGAUCGUAAUCUCGAUGCUAUCAAGGUCAAAGCUAAUUUGACCAGUGUCAGAGUUUACGGAGGAACUAAUUACAAAAUUGAUGAGUUACAUGCGCAGCCUGACGAUUUAACUGUUACUCUGAAAGCACAAUUCCCAUAUAUGCAUGUGAAGGGGAAUUAUGAUGUUAAGGGAACUCUUCUGUUGCUUACACUCAAUGGGAAUGGAGGGUUCAAAGGAAAUUUCACAAACACUCAAGUACGGGUUCAAGCUCAAGGCCGCGAAGUGACCGACAAGAAUGGCAUUCGCAGGGUUCAAGUACACAAACUGCAGACAAAAAUUCGCGUUGGGAAUGGAAAUAUCGAGUUGCAGGCCCAACCCCAGCACAGGGUAGCAGCCGAUGCAGCGGCAAACUUCUUCAAUGGAAGUCCCCGCCUUGUUCUCGACAUAAUAAAUCCUAUAAUCGAGGAGACAGCUACGUCGAUAGCUAAAGCAUUAGCUGCAAGGGCCUUUGGAGCUCUCACCAAAGACGAGAUUCUGCCGUGAGAAAUCUUCACUCAUGUAUUUUGGAUGACAAGAAGAGAAUAGAGACAAAAUUAUAACAACGAAAUUGUAAUUGAUUGAUUGAGCGAUUGAUAAAUUGAUUGAAAGUAGGUUUACUCGAGUGGAAAUAAUUCGUUGUAAGUGAAUGAUCUAGUGACUUUGUUGGCUA
Messenger RNA from Diachasma alloeum, 910 nucleotides. RefSeq lists its product as uncharacterized. Bases 1 to 744 code for a protein of 247 amino acids. The record is from RefSeq and is a predicted model, not a curated record. NCBI's taxonomy places the organism in Eukaryota, Metazoa, Arthropoda, Insecta, Hymenoptera, Braconidae. The transcript has 3 exons.